GAUCCUCCUUCAAUUCAGUUCAGCCCGUCGGUUUGUAUAUUCUGCACCGUCAACGCUCCACCGCCGCCUCCUCCUCCACAAACUCCUUUCCCGAUACUCGUCUCAAUUUCCAUACUCCUUUACUGGUUAAUUCUUCAACCAGCAGUUCCCAUGUCGACAAGAACUGUCAAAGUUUGCAAUCUCUCUUUGGGGGCAUCUGAACGCGAUGUGAAAGAAUUCUUCUCAUUUUCUGGUGACAUUGAAUAUGUUGAGAUGCGAAGUGAUACUGAACGAUCCCAAGUUGCAUAUGUCACCUUCAAAGACGACCAGGGGGCUGAGACAGCAGUUCUUCUUUCGGGUGCAACAAUUGUAGACAUGACUGUGGACAUAACUCUGGACCCCGAGUACAAGCUUCCUGCCGCUGCUGCUACACCGGACACGCAGCCAUCAGAUAAAAAAACUGUCGGGGGUGAAUCCGCCUUCCAAAAGGCAGAGGAUGUCGUAAGCAGCAUGCUUGCAAAGGGCUUCAUCUUAGGUAAAGACGCUGUUAACAAGGCAAAGUCCUUUGACGAGAAGCACCAAUUUACAUCAACUGCGACUGCUAAAGUUGCGUCAUUCGACAAAAAAAUUGGACUCAGCGAGAAGAUAUCUGCCGGCACUUCCCUCGUGAAUGACAAAGUGCGUGAAGUGGAUGGAAAACUUCAAGUUUCAGAGAAAGCAAAGUCGGCAUUUGCUGCUGCCGAGCACACGGUUAGCAGCGCCGGAUCUGCAAUCAUGAAGAACAGGUAUAUCCUCACGGGAACUUCAUGGGUGGCAGGUGCUUUUAGUCGUGUCACAAAGGCAGCCGGAGAGGUCGGCCAGAAGACAAAGGACAAAGUUGGAAUGGCCGAAGAUGAGCAGAGAAGAAAAAUGGUGGAUGACUAUGCCCAAGUUCACUUAUCCGACUCUUCAAAAGAGACGGAGUCGAAAGGGCAGCAGUCUUCCAAGCCUGCCCCUGCGCAGGGGCUAAUUCUCUGAUUCAUCGUCUCAGGUAUAUAUAUAUAUAUAUAUAUAUGCUAUUUCAAAGAUGUUCAUGUCCUUCCUUCCUUAUAUAUAUGCACUAGUUUUUUUCUGAUUUGUAUGGCUAUCAAAGUUUAGUAUGUCUUGGCUGGUAUGUUUAUUUCUCCAUAAUAUAGAUGUAGACAUAAAUAUGUCUUGGUCGUGGUUGAAAUUGAAAUCAUAAACAGUGAUAUAUGUUGUUGAAUAAACGGUUUGUUGAUUCUUCUUCA
This is a messenger RNA of Andrographis paniculata, 1247 nucleotides long. Its product is annotated as binding partner of ACD11 1-like. Gene Ontology annotation, molecular function: RNA binding. The record is from RefSeq and is a predicted model, not a curated record. The transcript has 5 exons. Bases 151 to 996 code for a protein of 281 amino acids. Lineage: Eukaryota; Viridiplantae; Streptophyta; Magnoliopsida; Lamiales; Acanthaceae.